Molecule: messenger RNA, 2804 nt
Organism: Opisthorchis viverrini
Lineage: Eukaryota; Metazoa; Platyhelminthes; Trematoda; Opisthorchiida; Opisthorchiidae
Exons: 17
Coding region: 1-2664 (887 amino acids)
Biological process (GO): regulation of transcription by RNA polymerase II; box C/D snoRNP assembly; chromatin remodeling
Cellular component (GO): Swr1 complex; Ino80 complex; R2TP complex
Molecular function (GO): DNA helicase activity; ATP hydrolysis activity; ATP binding
Source: RefSeq, a predicted model, not a curated record
AUGAUAGCCAUUGUCACCGAAGUACGCCUCACUCUAUGGCGUGUGAAAGCUCGUUUUAAACUCGGAGUGCAUUGCAACCCAACAGAUGAUACGAGAAAUUCACGGUUCGAACCUUUGAUGAUCAAGUCAGAAAAGGUCCCGUCGGAGGCGACGGUACUCCAGAGGAAAGAGAUCAAGCAUCGCGAGACGCGUUUAGUAUUCCACGGAUUUGAGGCCAGCAGCCAUUCUCGUAGCGGCCCACUGAACACGCUCAAUGAGGGUGACGUCUUUCGUGCGUCCUCAGUAGACAACUUGGUUGGCGUACUCCAGGAGCGGUCCGACGUAGGCCCCAUAGGGCAUUUGGAAGUCCAUCUACCUUAUCACAGAGCGGCUCAUACAAAGUGUGGAGGUGUCAAGGUCACGCAUUGUUGCAGUCAACACGCCAUGCGCAUCGAAGAGGUUCGAAGUACUUCGAAGGCACAACGUGUGGCUGCCCACACCCAUAUUAAAGGGCUCGGUCUUGAUGAAAAUGGCAUUCCGUUGCCCAGCGCUGCAGGAUUGGUGGGCCAAGAAUGCGCUCGUGAGGCCGCCGGUAUUGUUGUGGAGAUGAUCAGGUCGAAAAAAAUGGCGGGAAGGGCAGUUCUGAUGGCUGGUCCACCCGGGACGGGAAAGACCGCGAUUGCCAUGGCCAUUGCACAAGAUUUAGGGAACAAAGUUCCAUUCUGCCCAAUGGUCGGUAGCGAGGUUUAUUCGUCAGAAAUUAAGAAAACGGAGGUGCUGAUGGAGAACUUUCGGAGGGCAAUCGGGUUGAGAAUAAAAGAGAUAAAAGAAGUAUAUGAAGGCGAAGUGACCGAACUAACUCCUGUUGAGACAGAGAGCCCUACUGGAGGACUUGGAAAAACAAUCAGUCAUGUCAUAAUUAGUCUUCGGACGGCCAAAGGAGUGAAACAGUUGAAGCUAGAUCCUUGUAUAUAUGAAAGCCUACAGAAGGAGCACGUUGAGGUUGGCGAUGUCAUCUACAUUGAGGCUAACUCGGGUGCUGUUAAACGUCAGGGGAGGUGUGAUGUAUAUACAGCGGAGUACGAUUUGGAGGCUGAUGAAUAUGUACCUCUCCCGAAAGGUGAAGUGCACAAAAAGAAAGAAGUCGUUCAGGAUGUUACCCUUCAUGACCUUGAUGUUGCUAACGCCCGGCCUCAAGGUGGUCAAGAUAUCGUUUCUAUGAUGGGUCAGUUAAUGAAACCAAAGAAAACGGAAAUCACCGGGCUCGGUCUUGAUGAAAAUGGCAUUCCGUUGCCCAGCGCUGCAGGAUUGGUGGGCCAAGAAUGCGCUCGUGAGGCCGCCGGUAUUGUUGUGGAGAUGAUCAGGUCGAAAAAAAUGGCGGGAAGGGCAGUUCUGAUGGCUGGUCCACCCGGGACGGGAAAGACCGCGAUUGCCAUGGCCAUUGCACAAGAUUUAGGGAACAAAGUUCCAUUCUGCCCAAUGGUCGGUAGCGAGGUUUAUUCGUCAGAAAUUAAGAAAACGGAGGUGCUGAUGGAGAACUUUCGGAGGGCAAUCGGGUUGAGAAUAAAAGAGAUAAAAGAAGUAUAUGAAGGCGAAGUGACCGAACUAACUCCUGUUGAGACAGAGAGCCCUACUGGAGGACUUGGAAAAACAAUCAGUCAUGUCAUAAUUAGUCUUCGGACGGCCAAAGGAGUGAAACAGUUGAAGCUAGAUCCUUGUAUAUAUGAAAGCCUACAGAAGGAGCACGUUGAGGUUGGCGAUGUCAUCUACAUUGAGGCUAACUCGGGUGCUGUUAAACGUCAGGGGAGGUGUGAUGUAUAUACAGCGGAGUACGAUUUGGAGGCUGAUGAAUAUGUACCUCUCCCGAAAGGUGAAGUGCACAAAAAGAAAGAAGUCGUUCAGGAUGUUACCCUUCAUGACCUUGAUGUUGCUAACGCCCGGCCUCAAGGUGGUCAAGAUAUCGUUUCUAUGAUGGGUCAGUUAAUGAAACCAAAGAAAACGGAAAUCACCGGAGCCUCUGGAUCGCCGGAGGUGCGCAGUCUGAAGCGAGUGGUGACUGAUGGGACGGUUAGCUCAAUAACUGUGGUUGAAUCUUUAAUCGUUUCGUAUACACAGCACACAUCUAUAUCAGACAAAUUACGCAAAGAAAUCAACAAGGUAGUGAACAAAUACAUUGAUCAAGGAAUCGCGGAGCUCGUUCCCGGAGUGUUGUUCAUUGAUGAGGUCCACAUGCUGGACAUUGAAUGUUUCACCUAUCUUCACCGCGCACUGGAAUCGACCAUUGCUCCGAUUGUUAUAUUUGCCACAAAUCGUGGCAAAUGCACCAUUCGCGGCACAGAAGACAUUGUUUCUCCGCAUGGCAUCCCUCUGGAUCUUUUGGAUCGCGUCAUGAUCAUUCGAACCUUGCCGUAUUCGUCCGACGAUGUGAUCCAGAUCUUGCGCAUUCGUGCUCAAACGGAGGGCUUAAAAGUUUCUGAACAGGCCUACGCACGUUUGGCUGGCGUAGCAACCGAUACGACCCUGAGAUACGCUGUUCAACUGUUGACUCCGGCCUCACGACUCGCACAGCUUGCUGGACGAGAAGAUCUGGAACCUCAAGACAUAGAUGAAGUAUGUGACCUCUUCCUCAACGCGAAGCAGUCUGCGAAGAUUCUAACGGAGCUUGAAAGCCAGUUCAUGAAAUAAAUAUGGCUGACCGCGCUUGUUGAGCAUUUGUGUAUACGGACGAUUUUCGAUCCCUCAUCUUCUCCAUUUCAAUUCCCUGUGAACUUUCGCUUUCCGAAUCCAUCCGUUGAAAAUACAUCUAAGCCACUUUACAAUCGAAC